UUAAAAAAAAAAAAAAGAAUCAGCACCACUUGCCGAAGCCUGCCACCGACCGGAUCCACCACCCGCCAUGUCUCCCCGGCCGCCACUGCGUCCGUCCCACCGGAGUCCACGGCGAUUCUCCGCAGCCUGCUGUCUCCUACUCCUGACCCUCGCGUUCCUCCUCCCCUCCGCCGCCGCCAAGUCCUCUCGCCGACCCAUCACUGACACCGAGAUCCGGCAGAAGAAGGAGGCCUGCUACACCGACGUUGAGAACGGGCUGUGGGGGUGGGCGUGCAGGUCGUCGCCGACGGAGAAGGAGAACUGCGUGCUGCGUUGCCUCUCGCCGGAGUGCUACGACCUUAUAUACGGCGGCGACCCGCUUGAGGAAGGGGAGUUGGACUAUGUCCGUGGCCAGGAGUACAAGUACUGCAUGCACAAGUCGUCCCUUGGAGAAAGCUUGGAUGGCGUGAAGGGGUCCUUCAGUUACUGAUCAAGGAAGCAAGAAGAGAAGAUUCUGUGAGUCUCCUGUAAAUUGCCAUCUUGCCUAGCCUUCCUUGGAGGCCAUGUGAGAUGGGGGUUCGAACCCCCGCCGGCUCCCUCCACCUUUGGAGUUUUGCCACUGGGCUACAAGCCUGUCCGCUCCCCUAUCACAAAUUCACAGGUAUGGUAUGUUUUUUCUCUAUGGAAAGUAGCCUGGAUGUCCCAAAGUCAGAUACCUUAGGGAUGAAGUUCUCAUCAAGAAGUAUGUUGCUUGAUUUCACAUCUCCAUGGAGGAUCUUCUGAUUGGUAGAUGAAUGCAUGUAGGAAAGAGCUUCAGCCGAGUCAACAGCAAUGUCCAGCCGUGUCCCUAAUGAGAGAGAAGUUUUUGUAUUAUCCUUAGUUCCAUGAAGAACAUCACAGAGGCUUCCUUUUUGGGCGAACUCAUAGACCAACAUCGGAACAUCCACCUCUAAGCAGCAUCCUAAGAGCCUGACGACAUUUCUGUGGCUAAUUCGAGACUGGAUGAUCACUUCGUUUGCAAAUUCCUUUCCUCUUGCCACGUCGACCCAAAUGGAGCACUUCACUAGCAACAUGUUGGUUGUUGUCUAUGGUUCCCAUAUAUACCUCGCCGAAGCCACCUUUUCCAAGAACAAUGCUAAAUUU
Phragmites australis (common reed) is the source of this 1122-nucleotide messenger RNA. RefSeq lists its product as uncharacterized. NCBI's taxonomy places the organism in Eukaryota, Viridiplantae, Streptophyta, Magnoliopsida, Poales, Poaceae. The record is from RefSeq and is a predicted model, not a curated record. Bases 68 to 469 code for a protein of 133 amino acids. The transcript is spliced from 6 exons.